This is a messenger RNA of Girardinichthys multiradiatus, 4852 nucleotides long. It is a transcript of the gene wipf2a, whose product is annotated as WAS/WASL interacting protein family, member 2a. Bases 611 to 2170 code for a protein of 519 amino acids. Gene Ontology annotation, molecular function: actin binding. The transcript has 8 exons. Lineage: Eukaryota; Metazoa; Chordata; Actinopteri; Cyprinodontiformes; Goodeidae. The record is from RefSeq and is a predicted model, not a curated record.
UCUUUAGUUGCGCCGAACGGCCUCCAUUUUGCGCAGUUCAGCCCAUUUCCGGGUUUCUGAGAAGGGACCGAUAAACGGUGGCAGCGGACAGUAUGGCUCUGCUUGUAGGUCAGUAGUGCGGGUAAAGUGUGCCGUGGCUUCCAGAAACUGUGAAAAGCGGUCCUGUAACGCAUUCUGUAGUUUGUUUUACCCUCGCUGCGCUUCAGCACGUAGAUGUGUCCUAUUUGGGCUGUGACUGUAGGCAGCCGAACCGGGUUGACACUGACAGCUUUGAAGUAAACAGCUCUAUGCUAACAACUAACUGCGGCUAGCCGCGUAGGUAAAGCGACAGUAGCUGGCUAACAUUAGCCCGGCUAACCUGUGACUUUUUUAGUUGGAAUUAAGCUACACUACUGCGACUUGCCAUCACCUUUCAUGAGCUGUUUUUUGUUGUCAUUUUUGUAAAACUGCUUCAACGAAGGACUGCCACAACAACACUUUCCAUUCAUGUUGUUUGGGCAAACCAAAGCUCCUGUUGUUAGAACCCGGGAGUCGGUGUAUGCCAUCAUUCGGAAGACAGUGACACCAUUGAUCUUUAACCCCCAGAGAGAGUUGCCAGUAGAGGAACAGGAUGCCGAUUCCUCCUCCUCCGCCUCCCCCUGGACCCCCACCACCCCCAACCUUUAAUCAGGCCAACACUGCUCCUCCUAAGCUGAGCUCGUCUAACGCAAAAGGCCGUGGAGCCCUGCUGUCAGACAUCUGCAAAGGGGCCAAGUUAAAAAAGGUUGCUGAGGUCAAUGACAGAAGUGCUCCAAUUCUAGACAAACCAGGUGGUGGUGGUGGUGGAGGAAGCAGCAGUGGAGGAGGUUUCGGAAGCAGUGGGCCUGCUGGAUUAGGGGGCCUUUUCCAGGGAGGUGUGCCAAAACUACGUCCAGUUGGAGAUGGUUUAGUUGUUGGUUCAGUUGGCAGAUCUGCCCUUCGGCCCCCAGGGUCCCGGCCCGCAGCUCCUCGUGCCCCUAGCGGUCGCUCCACCUCACCAAGCGCAGCCAACAAGCCCUCUCCAUCAGAGCAUCAGCGGUCCCACCGCCCUUCACUGCCAGACAUCACCCGUCCCCCUAGCAGCAGCAGUUCUUCAACGGGCGGGAUGAAGCACAGCACCUCUGCACCGCCCCCUCCUCCACCCUUUAACAAAGGCCCUCGUGCUAAUGCUCCUCCAACCCCAAACCAGAAAGGUUCAUCUUCCACAUCCUCAUCUUACAGCAGAGAUAAAGUCCUUCCACCUACACCCAGCAGAGGUUCUUCCUCAAACAGCAACAUAAAGUCGAAACAGUCUUCAGGCAAACCACCAAGCAGCAGCAGCUCAUCAAUGCCACCACCUCCUCCGCCAUACAGACCCCAUUUAGGAAGUGGCACCACCAACGGGCCCUCACAUGGAGAAGGGGGAGGUGCACCAGAACUUCCUCAGAGACACAACUCAUUACACAAAAAGCACCAAUCAGGAAGCGGCAGCAGCCAAGGACGCAACCAUGCCCCACCACCGCCUCCAGCUCCAUCCUCUCAGUCGGCCAGCAGACCCCCACCACCUGCCAGAGAACCACCUGGACGCAAAACAGCUCCCCAGUUACCUCCUCCCAGUUCUCGUAAUGGUGGAAGAGACGUUCCACCUCCUCCACCCCCUUACCGUGGGCAGAGUUCUGGGGUCUCAGAACCCCUGGUCCGGGUAAAACCCCCUCCUCCUCCCUCAUCCUCCUCCAUGUCAUCUUCCUCAUCCUCCCGGACUCCAGCUGGACCACCUCCUCCUCCCUCAUCCUCCUCCAUGUCAUCUUCCUCAUCCUCCCGGACUCCAGCUGGACCACCUCCUCCUCCCUCAUCCUCCUCCAUGUCAUCUUCCUCAUCCUCCCGGACUCCAGCUGGACCACCUCCUCCUCCCUCAUCCUCCUCCAUGUCAUCUUCCUCAUCCUCCCGGACCCCAGCUGGACCACCUCCUCCUCCACCACCCAUCCGGAACGGUCACUCUGUGAGCUCCUCUUCCAAAUCCAUCAUGGAUGAUUUUGAGUCAAAGUUCAACUUCCAUCCCAUUGAAGAUCUUCCCCCUCCUGAGGAAUACAGGUCCUUUACCAAGGUUUAUCCCAGCAAAGCUGACAAGGCUGGGAUGAGAGGAGCCCCUCCAGCGCCACCAGUGGGCAGGUGAACCCGUCUCGGCUCAAGACUUGAACUGUGUCAGAGGACAUAAUGAGCCAUCAGGGAGCGGUGGAGAUGCACUCAAAUCUUAAACACACUACACACAAUAUAACGCUAAAGCAGCCAGAAGCACAGUGGUGUAAACAAAGUAAAGGUUUGGCACUGCUGUGGGAUCACUGCCUGUCUUUGCAUGAGAGAACAAACCUGCCUGACUCUGCUUACCUCCACCUCUUCUUUGCUGAUGGGAUGCAAGGCUGAUGUUUGACACUACUUAUCAUGACCAACUCUGAGUAAUUCUGAAUCUCUGCAUUCCAUUUUUUAAUAUGAUGACUAUUAUGAUCUUCUCAUUUCUUAACAUGUUGUUUUCUUUGGGGUUUUUUGUGUCAGCAUUAUAAUGUUUUGGGGGAAAAAAUCAGCUCAAUAGAAGGAAAAUGUCAGAAUGAGUUGCAGUAAAUGUUUCUGCUUCUUACUGAUGGUUAUUGUUUUGAUUAGCUUUGGUAGUUAAUAGCCGUUCCAGCUGUGCCAAGUAAGGGUGCAUCACAGCCAGUUCUGCUCUUCUGUUUUUCUCUGCGUGCCAAAUGCUUUUGGAGUCAUAUUAUUUUACUCUGACAGUUUCUAUGCAUCCUCUGUACAUAGAAUGGAGUUUUACAUUUUUCCUCAAAGGGUUGUCAGGGCGAUGGAUUAAGAGUUGUCUUGCACGCUACUUUUUACAUUUAGUGUGGGAAUGCGUUCUUUUUUUUUUAUUUUCCACUUUUCCUUCUUUCUGAAUCUUCAUUUCUCCAUCUUCAGGCAAUUUUUGCACUUCACCUUAACUGCUAAACCAACACUGUGCAUGAUGCAGAUUAAUGCACUUUACACAUAAGGAUUUCUUAUACAGUAACAUUGGUGUAACAGAAUUCGCUUAGAAUGUUGAAGUGAAUGGAUUUUCACUGUUUAGUCGUGCAAAAAAAGGUGAAUGGAACCCAUUUGAAAGAAUUUAUUGGGAUUUUCCACCAAAGCAGUUCCGAGGCUGAACAAAGGCAGGUGCUAGAGCUAGUUCUUUACCGGCUCUAUAAAAAUCCAGUUCAGAACCAGUUUGAUUUUCCUCAGUCAGAGAACCAGCAUGGAGGUCUGUCAUUACACAACUAUCUACUAUAUUUUGUCAUCUUUCUGAAUAUCUUUAUAGUAUCUGAGGCACUUUAUCUACACAGAUCCCAGCCAUUUAUCUUGUUUUCUUGCAGACAGCUCAGAUUGUGUGCAAUGUUUUAAACAGUUGGUGUUUGUGGAUGCUCUGUAGGAGCCAGCCAUCAUGUCCGACCACCUCUGACAACUGGAUUUCCAGCUGCUGCUUUAAGUGGGAUUUCUAAACACCAGCUGGUAACAUGUAAACAGGCCUGAUGGCGUUUAGAAACUGAGCUGCAUUCAAAAGAGAUGACUGUAAAGCAGCUUUACACAAUGUGUUGACCGGCAUUCACUGACUGCCAAUAUUAAAUCAGACAGCCCCGUGAUGAUGGAUGGCGACCUCAUGGCAUCCAAUGCUAAUUUACCUUCUUACUUAGGUGACGAAGCAAUGUUUUUAUUGUUCUGUUGUGGAUUAAAAAAGAAACCAACUCAAGAAUUUUAAACAAUGCUCUGUUUGGUUGUCCUUCAUGAUCCGGCCCCGUUUCUACCUCCAAAAGGCUGCAUUUUGGCGGCGGAAACACAACUGGUACCAAGUACUGAAACUGAUUUGGUGGAAUGUCUCCUUAGCUGCAAAUUUUACGAGGGCUUUGGUGGAGUUUACAAGGAAUUGUUUGUCUCUUUUAUCAGAAAUCUUUCAGGAAGUAAAACUAAAAGCUAUUCAUUCUUUUUCUUUUCCUGCUGCUGGCCCUUUAAAGGAAGACAGGCCACAGAGACAUUAUAUGGUUUUCUAUGCAAUGAGCAGAUUGUAGUUGUAAAUGGUAGCAGCCAACAGAGUUGAACACUAAGUGCCAGAGAACUGUUUAUAUCAGAUAGUUCUAUAUUUAACUUUUUUAUGAUCUGCUAAACUUCACUUUAAAACACUAAUCUCUCUCAGACUAAAAAUGGAAGAUGGAGGCUGAGGUUAGUUGGUCAUUUCUCAGUGCUGCUCUUUGCCUUACACCAGGCUGACUUCACUCUCUUUGGUACUAGUGCUUUUACUAUUAUUGUCUUUUCAGGUGAUGGCCAGAAACAAAAUAAGAAACAAGUCUAUGUGAAAAUGCAAUAAAUAUUGUAUAUUUACACUAAAGAAUGAUCAUCCUAAUCACUGAUCUAUUUUUGUGAAGUAAGGCGUUUGUUAUAUUGGACAGAAAAUGGUUAAGAGUUCUAACAAUAUUCCAGUGAGUGAGCUCUAGUCUGACUACCUGUAGCAACUCUGUAUGUUUGGUCAUUGGGGUAAAUGAGUUGCUUGGAUCCAUGUGAGAUUUUUACCACCCGCUUUUUUGGGUGUUUGAUUCCUAAAGGUCCAUCAGGCAAAUCAUUUAGUGACUAUGAGUGAUCAGUGCUGGGGACAUCCGCCAUUGUUGGAUCUGCACUUUCUUUACUGGAUGUACACUCACCUUGACACAUGUGAUCUGUCACGAUUUUUCACCUUGUCCACUCUGAAGAGCAGGAACCCUGUGGUGUACAUUUGUUGUUAAUCAUACAUGUCUUUUUUAUCAUCUGAAAUAAGUUCAAUAAAAUACAUUCCUGUUAGGGGAUAAAGGGUAUCUGA